This is a messenger RNA of Polyodon spathula (Mississippi paddlefish), 6624 nucleotides long. RefSeq names its product dedicator of cytokinesis protein 1-like. Gene Ontology annotation, molecular function: small GTPase binding; guanyl-nucleotide exchange factor activity. Gene Ontology annotation, cellular component: plasma membrane; cytoplasm. The record is from RefSeq and is a predicted model, not a curated record. The transcript has 53 exons. Gene Ontology annotation, biological process: cell migration; small GTPase-mediated signal transduction. Lineage: Eukaryota; Metazoa; Chordata; Actinopteri; Acipenseriformes; Polyodontidae.
AAAAAAAAAAAAAAAAAAAAAACUUUUUCUGCUCCUCUUCGCUCCCACAGUUAUCGGCUAUCGGUGGAAAAUGGCGGAAAUAAAAAACUAGGAGCCCAUUCAUGAGCCACGGUACACAACAACAAACUUGGUGUGACAAAAGUUUGUGGAAAAAGUAAAAAUGACGCGCUGGGUCCCUACUAAAAAAGAAAAAUACGGCGUAGCAAUCUAUAAUUACGAUGCCAGAGGAGAAGAGGAGCUCUCUCUGCAAAUUGGGGACACAACACAUAUAUUAGAAACAUAUGAAGGCUGGUACAGAGGCUAUAGGAUAAGAAGAAAGUCCAAAAAGGGUAUAUUUCCUGCAUGUUAUAUACACCUCAAAGAUGCAACGGUUGAAGGCAAUGGGCAGAAAGAAACUGUCAUUCCAAAUGAGCUCCCACUGGUGCAGGAAGUUACCACCAUUCUUCGGGAAUGGGCCUCAAUAUGGCGGGAAUUAUAUGUUGGAGACAAGCGUGAAAUGUUCAACACAGUCAGGGACUUGAUAUACGAUUUAAUAGAGUGGAGAUCGCAAAUUCUCUCUGGAACCCUCCCACAAGAUGAGCUUCAAGAGCUGAAACAGAAAGUCACCUCUAAAAUAGAUUAUGGGAACAAAUAUCUUGAUUUGGAUCUGGUUGUAAGAGACGAAGAUGGGAACAUUUUGGACCCUGAGCAGACGAGUACCAUCAGCCUGUUCCUCGCUCAUGAAACAGCGUCCAAACAGAUUGAGGAGAGAAUCCAGGAGGAGCAGUCUCAGAAACAAAAUAUUGAUUUAAACAGACAAGCCAAGUUUGCAUCUACUCCAUCUUUUGCCCUUUUCGUCACCUUGAAGAAUGUAGUGUGCAAAAUAGGAGAAGAUGCCGAGGUGCUCAUGUCCCUAUAUGAUCCCGUGGAAUCCAAAUUCAUCAGUGAAAACUACCUUGUACGAUGGUCAAGUUCGGGAUUGCCAAAAGAUAUAGAUCGACUCAACAACCUUCGGGCUGUUUUCACAGAUCUUGGAAGCAAGGACCUUAAAAGAGAGAAAAUAAGUUUUGUGUGUCAGAUUGUAAGAGUGGGGCGCAUGGAGCUAAGGGACAAUAACACCAGAAAACUUACCUUUGGGUUACGGAGACCGUUUGGAGUUGCAGUCAUGGAUGUAUCUGACAUCAUAACGGGGAAAGUGGAUGAUGAAGACAAACAGCACUUCAUUCCUUUCCAGCCGCUAGCAUUGGAUGACGCCAUUCGACACAAGCAGCUGAACAUAUCAUCCCGUUUUUCACCCAGGGUGGCGGGGGAGAGCGACUUCCUUCAGACCGUCAUCAACAAAGUGAUCGCCGCCAAAGAAGUCAAUCACAAGGGGCAAGGUCUGUGGGUGACACUGAAACUGCUUCCUGGAGACAUUCAUCAAAUCCGCAAAGAUUUUCCUCACCUCGUAGAUCGAUCCACAGCGGUCCCUCGGAAAAUGGGAUUCCCAGAGAUUAUAAUGCCUGGUGAUGUUCGGAAUGACAUCUAUGUGACACUGGUCCAAGGAGACUUUGAGAAAGGGAGUAAGACGACGCAGAAGAAUGUGGAGGUGACCAUGUCUGUGUAUGAUGAAGACGGCAAGCGAUUGGAGAAUGUGAUUUUCCCUGGAGCUGGUGAUGAAGGUGUCUCUGAGUACAAAUCUGUGAUCUACUAUCAAGUGAAGCAGCCACGAUGGUUUGAAACUGUAAAGGUGGCAAUUCCUAUUGAAGACGUGAACCGUAGUCACUUACGCUUUACUUUCCGCCACAGAUCAUCCCAGGAUUCCAAAGACAAAUCUGAGAAGAUAUUUGCACUGGCAUUUGUGAAGCUGAUGAGGUAUGAUGGGACGACAUUGAGGGACGGGGAACAUGACCUUAUUGUUUAUAAGGCAGAAACAAAAAAGUCAGAGGACUCCUCUACCUAUUUGAAUCUACCAGCCACUAAACUGGAGCUUGAGGAGAAAGGUUAUGCCUCCACUGGGAAAAGCAUGCAGAACCUUGGAAGCUGCACGAUUAGCAAGGACUCCUUUCAGAUUUCUACCUUAGUCUGCUCGACAAAGCUCACACAGAAUGUUGAUCUUCUUGGGCUCUUAAAAUGGCGUUCCAAUACCAGCUUGCUCCAGCAGAACCUAAGGCAGUUGAUGAAGGUCGAUGGUGGUGAAGUGGUGAAGUUCCUGCAGGAUACGUUGGAUGCACUUUUCAACAUUAUGAUGGAGAAUUCGGAUAGUGAUACCUUUGACACCCUGGUGUUUGAUGCGCUGGUAUUUAUAAUUGGGCUUAUUGCUGACAGAAAGUUCCAGCACUUCAAUCCUGUCCUGGAAACCUACAUUCGAAAGCAUUUUAGUGCUACACUUGCUUACACCAAACUUACAACCGUUUUGAAGAACUACGUUGAUAAUGCUGAGAAGCUGACAGAGCAGCUGUUCAGAGCUAUGAAAGCUCUGGAGUACAUUUUCAAGUUCAUUGUUCGUUCCCGAGUUCUUUUUAACCAACUUUAUGAAAAUAAAGGAGAAGUUGAUUUUAUGGAGUCCUUGAGAGACCUCUUCAAAUCUUUCAAUGACAUGAUGAACAGCAACUCUGAAAACACAGUAAUGGUAAAGCUCCUACUGAAGGGAGCCUAUAUAAAAUCCCUCGUCGGACUUGUGAACGGUGAUCUGUCUUAAUUGUUUUUGUUUGUUUUUUGUCAUCUUCUGUACAGCAAACUAUUUACAGAAUUCAUCUUGAAAGUUCCACAGGGCCGUCUGUUGCGGCAGAAGCUGCACUGCUUGAUCGACAUCGUGCACAGUGACCUCUUCACGCAGCAUGAUUGCCGGGAUAUUCUGCUGCCUCUGAUGACCGAGCAGCUGAAACUUCACUUGGAGAAUCAGGAGGAAUUGGAAGCCUGCUGUGAGCUGCUCAGCAACAUACUGGAAGUUCUGUACAGAAAGGACGUGGGACCCACUCAGCGACACGUCCAGAUAAUUAUGGAGAAAUUAUUAAGGACGGUAAACAGGACAGUCAUCUGCUUGGGACGGGAUUCAGAGCUUAUUGGCAGCUUUGUCGCCAGCAUGACAGCCAUCCUAAGACAGAUGGAAGAUUAUCAUUAUGCUCACUUGAUCAACACCUUUGGAAAGAUGAGGUCUGAUGUUGUGGAUUUUCUAAUGGAAACAUUUAUCAUGUUCAAGGAUCUCAUUGGGAAGAAUGUCUAUCCUGCCGACUGGGUAAUAAUGAACAUGAUGCAGAAUAAAGUAUUCCUGAGAGCAAUUAAUCAGUAUGCAGCAGUGCUGAAUAAGAAGUUCCUUGAUCAAACCAACUUUGAGCUCCAACUGUGGAACAACUAUUUCCACCUGGCGGUUGCUUUUCUCACACAGGAAUCUCUGCAGCUAGAGAACUUCUCUAGCGAUAAGCGGGCUAAAAUAUUUCAAAAAUAUCAGGACAUGAGGAGGACCAUUGGAUUUGAAAUCAGGGACAUGUGGUAUAACCUUGGUCAGCACAAGAUAAAGUUAAUCCCAGAAAUGGUGGGUCCCAUGUUAGAAAUGACCCUUGUUCCUGAAAUUGAGCUCCGGAAGGCUACAAUCCCUAUCUUUUUUGAUAUGAUGCAGUGCGAGUUUCACUACACCAGAAGCUUCCAAAGGUUUGAAAACGAGAUCAUCACCAAGCUGGAUCAUGAAGUGGAAGGAGGCAGAGGGGACGAGCAGUACAAGGUGCUGUUUGAAAAAAUCCUCCUCGAGCACUGCCGGAAGCACAAAUACCUUGCCAAGAGUGGGGAGAAUUUUGUCACGCUGGUUGUUAGGCUGAUGGAGAGGCUGCUGGAUUACAGAACAAUCAUGCAUGAUGAAAGCAAGGAAAACCGAAUGAGCUGUACAGUCAAUGUACUGAACUUCUACAAAGAGAUAGAAAGAGAAGAAAUGUAUAUAAGGUAUUUAUACAAGCUGUGCGAUCUCCACAGAGAGUGUGACAACUACACAGAGGCUGCCUACACACUGCUCCUUCACGCCAAGCUUCUCAAGUGGUCUGAGGAAGCAUGUGCUGCACAUCUUACACAGCGGGAUGGCUACCAGGCAUGCACCCAAGGACAACUCAAGGAUCAGCUAUACCAAGAAAUUAUCAAUUACUUUGACAAGGGCAAGAUGUGGGAAGAAGCCAUUUCUUUGGGUAAAGAGCUUACUGAACAAUAUGAGAAUGAAAUGUUUGACUACGAACAGCUAAGUGACCUGCUGAGAAAACAAGCUCAUUUCUAUGAAAGCAUUGUGAAAGUGAUAAGACCCAAACCAGAUUAUUUUGCUGUGGGAUACUAUGGCCAGGGAUUCCCUUCCUUCAUGCGGAACAAGAUUUUCAUUUACAGAGGGAAGGAAUACGAGCGGCGUGAGGACUUUGAGGCAAGGCUGUUAACCCAGUUCCCUAACGCGGACAAAAUGAAGACGACUACUGCACCAGGCGAGGACAUUAAAAACUCGCCAGGACAAUUUAUCCAGUGUUUCACCGUGAAGCCAAUACUGGAGCUUCCACCAAAGUUUCAGAACAAGCCUGUGUCAGAGCAAAUAUUGAGUUUUUACACUAUAAAUGAGGUCCAAAAGUUUCAGUACUCCAGACCUAUAAGGAAAGGGGAGAAGGAUCCGGACAAUGAAUUUUCAAAUAUGUGGAUUGAAAGAACCACUUACGUAAUAGCUUACAAGCUGCCAGGUAUACUAAGAUGGUUUGAAGUUGUAUCUGUCUCCAUGGUUGAAAUUAGUCCUUUGGAAAAUGCAAUAGAAACGAUGCAGUUGACCAAUGAGAAGAUCAAUAAUGUGGUUCAGCGGCAUUUGAACGAUCCCAACCUGCCCAUCAAUCCUCUCUCUAUGCUGCUUAAUGGAAUUGUGGAUCCCGCCGUAAUGGGAGGGUUUACAAAUUAUGAAAAGGCUUUCUUUACUGAGAAGUACAUGCAAGAACAUCCCGAGGAUCUGGACAAGAUUGAAAAACUAAAGGAUCUGAUAGCCUGGCAGAUCCCAUUCCUGGCUGAAGGAAUCCGCAUACAUGGAGAGAAAGUUACAGAAGCAUUGAGGCCCUUCCAUGAGAGAUUGGAAGCUUGCUUUAAGCAGCUAAGAGAAAAAGUAGAAAAGCAGUAUGGGGUCAAAGUACUUCCGUCUGCGAUUGAUGAGAGACGAGGGUGCCGGCCCAGGUCCAUGAUCAGGUCCUUCACAAUGCCGUCAUCACAGAGACCCCUGUCUGUCGUGUCGAUGUCAUCCAUAUCCUCAGACAACUCUCCAUCUAGGCCUGGUUCUGACGGCUUUGCUCUAGAGCCCCUUCUGCCAAAGAAACAGCACUUCAAGUCUCAGGAUAAACUGGACAAGGAUGACCUUGACAAAGAGAAGAAAGACAAGAAGAAGGAGAAGAGGAACAGCAAACACCAGGAGGUGUUUGAUAAAGAGUUUAAAACUGCUGAGAUCUCCCUGCAGCCCACAGAGGCUGUCAUUCUCUCUGAAACGAUCAGUCCACUGAGACCACAAAGGCCAAAGAGUCAGGUGUUGAGUGUGAUGACAGGUGACCGGCGCUUCUCUGUCUCCCCUAGCCCCCUUUCAGCCACGUCUGGACCCCCUGCAAUCACCUCCAGGACCAGGAUGGCCUUUAGUUUACAGAUAGGCUCCAGCAUGGAACUGAAUGGUAUGGGUUGCCCAGAAAGAACAGAUAUCCCACCCCCUCUUCCUAUAAAAAGCAACACGGGUGAUUAUGGAAAUCUCAUGGAUAAUCAAGACUUGACGACUCCUACUACACCCCCACCUCCUCCUCCACAUCAAAGGCAUCUUCCUCCACCAUUGCCAAGCAAGACCCCUCCCCCUCCACCACCCAAGGCAACUCGAAAGCAAACGUCCAGUGACUCUGGAAUUGUACAGUAAUAGAAAGUGUGUUUUUUAAGACCCCAAAGACUAAGCUGUCAUAUUCUCUUCCUUUUUUUAUUGUGUUUUCUUCCUUUUUUUCCCCAUACAGCGUGAAAAGAUGAUUACCCCAUUUGGGCCUGCGCAAAUGAACUUUUGUUUUAGCGUGAUGAUUCUGUCAGAUGGAGGAAUUUGUUUUUUUCCUAUUGCACAGACUAUUAAACACGUCUUCAGCUACUGAGUUGUUGAUACUAACUAGUGCAUAAUAUCACAAGCAUAUACAUUCUAACAUGUUGCUCUGUUUUACAUACUGACAGGUGGGGAGACUUUAUUAUGUUGGUUUUCUGUUUAAUAAUGGUAUGAGCUGUUGACUGAAUGAUGAUUGGUUAUUGAAUUUUAUAGAAACUACUACAAUACUGCCAAUAUGAUCUAAUCAUUCUGUACAGAGGUUUGUGUAUAUAUGAGCUUUUUUUUUUUUUUUUUGUUUUAUGGUGCCAGUUUAUUUCGUAACACUAUAAUAGUAUCUCGCAAGUAAAUGCAAAAAGGGCUUUUAGAUUUUAAGAAUUACAGGGACUGUAAAGUACAAUGGAAACUUCUGUAACUUUUUUAACAGAUUGUAUUUAAUACUCUAAAUAAUGGGGUUUGGUGUGUUUGCAGCAAACUUAUUUUCUACUGUUCCCUCUUUGUGUUCUCAUUGUAUAUUAUUUGUUGAAAUAUUAUGUAAUCGUGAUAUAGAAUAGGAUUUACAGUUUCAAAUUCACUACUGAUGCCAAAAUAAAAUGUUCAAAUUGUACAUA